Osmerus eperlanus (European smelt) is the source of this 3125-nucleotide messenger RNA. It is a transcript of the gene mtx3, whose product is annotated as metaxin 3. Lineage: Eukaryota; Metazoa; Chordata; Actinopteri; Osmeriformes; Osmeridae. Gene Ontology annotation, biological process: mitochondrion organization. The record is from RefSeq and is a predicted model, not a curated record. Bases 118 to 1044 code for a protein of 308 amino acids. Gene Ontology annotation, cellular component: cytoplasm; SAM complex. The transcript has 9 exons.
UUGUCACUCUGCAAUCAUAAAUUAUUAUGAGAACAAGAAAUGAGGAUAUAUUUGAUGUCGAGACCAUUUGACAGAUGCACAAUAACGUCAUCCGUGUCUUCAUCCUAGCAAACAAUAAUGGCGACUUCCAUGGAGCUGAGAUGCUGGGGGGGCGACUGGGGCUUGCCCUCUGUCCAUACUGAAUCUCUUAUAGUACUGGCAUAUGCCAAGUUUUCUGGCGCAAAUAUCACAGUCUCUCCAAUCGACAGGACAUGGAGAACUCUAACAUCUCCAGUCCCGGAGUUAGUGUGUGAGGGCUCCACACUGACAGAGCCCUCUCAGAUCCUGGCUUUCCUCAGGAAGCAGAGGUUUAAUGCUGAUUAUGAACUGACAGCCAGACAGGGAGCUGACACCAUGGCUUACACUGCUCUGCUGGAGGAGAAACUACGACCAGCUCUGUUACACACGUUCUGGGUGGAUGCAGAAAACUACUCUAACCUGACCCGGCCCUGGUUCGCUUCCCGCUCUCCUUUCCCCCUCAACUUCUUGGUUCCUGGUCGCCGUUCCAACGCAGCACUCUCCCGUAUCCUGCUGACUAAGAGUGAAUCUCCUCUAUACAGCAUCACUGAGGUGGAAGGCAAGAUCUACAGUGAAGCUAAGGAAUGUCUGAAUCUUCUGUCUCACAGACUAGGGACAGCAAACUACUUCUUUGGCAACUCGCCCUCCAGUCUGGACGCGUUUGUGUUUGGCUUCUUGGCUCCGCUCCACAAAGCCAGUCUUCCCAGCAGCCCACUGCAGAGUCAUCUCCGACAGCUGACCAACCUCACCACCUUCUGUGACAACAUCCUUGUCAACCACUUCAGCUCCAGUCGCCCAGCCUCUCCCCAGCCCGUCCAGGAGACAAUGGAUGCCAACCUGCAGAAGCUAACCCAGCUGGUCAACAAGGAGUCCAACCUGAUUGAGAAAAUGGAUGAUAACCUUCGCAGCAGCCCCCAGCACAUACCAUGCAGACCAGACGCCAAACGCAGACCAGACGCCAACGAAAAGAGCUCUACCCCGGCCUAACCCCUCCCUUCUGACCCCAAACCCGUUCUGGCCAACGACAAGUGCACAGCCCCAUCAGACAUGCUGUAUCCGUUUCUGAUACUAGAGGAGAAAACUAGACAGAUAACAUGUAAACCGGCUUGAACGGAUUCUAAUGACCUAAAGGGAAAUGUUCAGCACGGUCAAUUCCUAUCAUGAGACAUUCUUCCAUUUUCCACAAUGGCAGCGAUAUCUUUUUAAGAAAUAUGGUUUGGUUUUUAUUGGGAUAAGCAGAAGAGCAUGUGGAAGCAGAGGGCCUUGUGCAUGUUUAGUAUGUUAUUCAUGAAGGUGCUCUGGGUUCUAGCCACCCAAUGAGAAGGUUUGAGGGAGGAAACAGUAAAUGAAGCAGUGAUGUUUGAGUCCCCACUGCACCAAACCACCAGCUGGGGUGGUGUCUGGCUACUACAGCCAUCAUAUGUUAGGACUACAGUAAUGUGGGACUAUUCUGGGGGGGGGGGGGGCAAUGUGACAUUUGGCCAAUCCCAAAGUAUUCAUAUUCAGUUUAUGUUGACACUGCAAGCCUUAGUGCUCAAUUUAUUGCUAAUAUCUGUUCCUUUGGCUUUUCACAUAAUUCAAAGAAUUUGGACAACAUCAGAUUCCAUUGUUGACUGGUCACGGCCCUGAAUAGACCUGCAUGUGCAAAUUAACACUAACAAAGACGUCACAAGCAGCAUGCCGUCUAGCUUUUCGUUGGCAUAGCUGGUAGUGGUCGCGCUUGGGGAGUCGGAGGUGGCGGGUUCAAACCCAAUUUCAGGCGAGCGUUGGCCACGUGUACAUCUGAUGGGGGUGCUGUCUUCCAUGUUUGUAUUCAAGUGACCCCUGCUAGCGCAGGACUGCAAAAUAUCUGACCUGUUUCAAAUUUAGCACCACAUAAGUUGCCCCAAAACAAAAAAUCUUAUAUUGGCCACUUUUGCCUGCGGUGUGAACAUAGGUCCAUCAACUGGGUUUGUUAGGAUAUAUUUCCACAGAGGGAGAAUGUCAUGUUGUGUGGAUGUUCUGUAAAUACUGUGUGAAACCUGAGUCUGCAGUCCAGCUCACAGGGUUAGCACCCCUAGUCUGCUGGUACUUCUGUCAGUAACAACACCUGUUAUGCUGUUACUGCUGUCACAUAACUGUUAGAAGGGUCCAUCUCCUUUACCCCUGCCUCUUUUCAACCAAUUCAAGCAUUAUAUAUUCCUUUAUGUAGCUGUGAGCUGCGGUCUGAUGCAUAUCAGUCAAGGUGUUGGCUUCAACAGGGCUUUUAGUGGAGGCCAUUAGAGGCUGUCUUCUCUGUGUGGAUAAACCCAGGAGCGCUGCAGUCCUCAUUCAUGUUUUGUGUCCCACUAAUCUCAGAGUAAUAUGUAUGUAUGUUUCCGAAAACAGGGACACAAAGGGACUCAAUGUAGCAAUGUACUUUUGUAUGUAUUUAUUUUGUUGUUUUUGUGUCUUGCAUCAUUUAUUGCACAGUGUUCUAGUUUUUUUUAAACAUGUAUUUUGUUUUUAUAACUGAUUUAUUGUGCCUCUAUGAAAAGUCAACUGGUAUUUGUUCCUUUUUUGCAUGCAGCAGAAACAGACAACACAUCCAAGGUUCAAGGUUAUCUUUGUCCCACUAGGGGAAACUAGUUUUGUAGCCAGGGUCCACCUAAGAACAAAAUACAAAGGACAUCAACACAAUACAAUCACAGAUUACAAGUAUGUGCAAAGUACUUCCUGUACUUUUAUCACUUUUUCCCCUGUUUGCCUUUAAGUUUGAGUAACUCAUGUUGUGUUACUAUAGAGAAACUACUGUUUUGAUCAGUGAAUGUUGUCUAUAGUUUCUGCUGCUGUGCCUUUGUGUUUCACAACACUGCUCCAUUUAUAGGUUGCUGACCAUACUCUCCUCAGACAGAACACGUUCCUUUAUAAAACACUACAGACACUCAUAACUUUACUAUGUGUUUAUUUGUUUGAAGGGGCCAUGUCUGAAAGGUACCAGUAUAAGUUGUGCUUUGUACCUUAAUGACUGCGAAAUGUUUUUUGGUACAUAUGUAUUGCUAUGUCAACUUAACUCAUAUUUUCAAAUAAAUUAAAUGUGUUGAAAUACA